Anarrhichthys ocellatus (wolf-eel) is the source of this 3940-nucleotide messenger RNA. It is a transcript of the gene brf2, whose product is annotated as BRF2 general transcription factor IIIB subunit. NCBI's taxonomy places the organism in Eukaryota, Metazoa, Chordata, Actinopteri, Perciformes, Anarhichadidae. Gene Ontology annotation, biological process: DNA-templated transcription initiation; transcription preinitiation complex assembly. The record is from RefSeq and is a predicted model, not a curated record. The coding region runs from base 285 to 1616 and encodes 443 amino acids. The transcript has 4 exons. Gene Ontology annotation, cellular component: nucleus; transcription preinitiation complex. Gene Ontology annotation, molecular function: TBP-class protein binding.
GAUAUGUAGAUAAAGGUCCUUGAUUGACUACUGGUGUGCACUGUAGGCUGUAUUUAUGUCGGGACCAAGCGGAACCUUCGACUACCGAACGUUUGUAUCUACCCGGACACAUUAUAUGCGCCCCCGGCGACGUUCACUGGUCGUUCCGCAGCAUGUUUACAGUUUCUUCAUGCUAAUAUCGAGCCCAUCAGUGUAAUUGCAGGUGUUCAAGCUAAUCACCUGUUUCGUAUUGUUAACAGUUGUCUUUCCGCUGUCCCGCACGUGGGGUGCAGGUCAUUUGAAAGAUGUCUCGUGCGGGUUUGAGCUGCCCGGGCUGCGGCUCCUCAAACGUUGUGGAUGAUGAUCUGUACUGUCAGGCCCAGCUGGUGUGCGUGGACUGCGGAUUUGUGGUGUCCGAAGGAACUCUGGCCUGUGAAAGCCAGUACGUCGGAGGUUCAGAUGUCAGCUACAGCCGAACCACAGCUGAGGCCAAGAGGCCAUGUAUGAACCUGAUAAAUGGUGUUCAACGUGUGAAAGCCAUUUGUCGGAUUCUCCGGGUCAACAGUGAGAUCGAGAAGCUGUCCCUGACCUAUUUCAACCAGGCUUAUCGGCACGAAAGUUUCAUAAGAGUGAGCCUGCGGAAGAAGGAGGCUCUGGCCGGCUGCUGUGUGCUCGUAAGCUGCAGAUUGCGUAAUUGGCCCAUAACCAUGGGAACCAUCAGCUGCCUGACGGACACCGACCCGAUGGCGGUGGGAACGAUUUACCAAGAGAUGCUCAAGAUUCUCAACAUCGAGGCUCCGAGCUUCAACGUCAUUGAUGUGAUGGAGGCCUACAGUCACGAGUACAAAAUUAGCUCGCUUCACGUUCCUGAAGAACUGGCUGAGAACCACAAGGACUUGACCAAACGCGCCGUGGAGCUGGUGGAGCUGUCGGCAGAUGCCUGGAUUGUGACUGGCCGUAGACCCGUCCCCGUCAUGAUGGCCGCCAUCUAUCUGUCAUGGCAGUCCUUGAAACCCAACAAGCACCGCUUGAAGUUAAAUCUGGACAAAUUCUGUCGGCUUGCCAAAGUGAAUAAGCACCAGCCUGCUUUGAAGAGGAUAACGGAGAUGAAGGAGGUGCUGUGUAAGCUGGGUAAGGAGAUUCCCUGGGUCCGGGAUGCGGUGACGCCAGAGAAUGUUGUCCAUCAGGUGGAGGAUAUUCUGACACACAGGUACGCGCUGCUCAGGAGGGCUCUCAGAACCCAAGAGGACGCCCUGCUGGAAGACAGUCAGGCCAGCUGUGAGGAGGCCGCUCCCUCCCAAACCUCUGAGCUCGUGGAUCACAAUCCAAAUGCAUCGUCUGCGGAACAAUGUGGACUGAAUGCUGAAAGGACUCGGCGACCGGGAGACGAUGACGCAUGCGUGGUGGAGGAGCUGCACAGAGACACUCUGAAGAGCCAAGAUCCAGCACCAAACUGGGGGAAGAGAGUGCUGUUUGCUCCCCCGUGUGUGAUCCACGCCAAGAAAAGGAGAAUGGAGCAGCCCGAGCUCAAGGAUGUUACCGGAGACGAAGAAAUCUCUGACAGUGAAAUUGACUCGUACAUCCGCACUCCUCGGGAAGCUCGGGAGUUUGCUCUGACGCAGAAGAUGCUUUCUUGAGUGACGAAUCAUUACCCGCUGUGCCUCAAGACCGGAUGGUUCAAUUUUCAUAAGAUUUGGUUUCGUGAUAAGAGAUGCUGCAACCUUUUUGUAUGUAGUUUCAUGCAGUAAAUGAUCCUACGUGUUUUUCUUUUUGCUGCUUAUACUUGGUUCACUAUUGAAUAAAGUUGUUAAAGUCAUUAACAAAAAUUGAAAUAUGAAGUGUGAAGAUCUCCACUUAAACUGCAAAAUGCUUUUCUUUUAAAGGAAAUAUAUAAUGGAGUUUAAAUAAAUUUUUUUGUUUUGCACAUUGUCCACAUCACUUAUGAAAGUGCCCGACAUGAAAGUAUUUACCUGGUUUAAAAUGUGGGAUGUUGGGGUCAUGUAUUGGUUUUGCAUAAUUAGACCAACUUUGUAUAUAAUUGGGCUUGCUCUAAGAGAUUUAACAUGUCACCGUAGGGAAAUAAAGACGUCUGCUGCGUAAAAGGUCUAUUAUGCCGAGCCUCGGACGAAGCCUUCAUUUAAUGUGUUGGUUGAAUAUCUACAAUGAGUACUUUCAUAACGCCUACAGAGGUUUUUAAGGUGUUACUACUCCAUUACACCAGCAUGACAUUCUGAAUAUUAGCUGCGACUGAUAACACUGUUAAAAUCCAUCUUUUCAUUGCCAGAGUAUGUGAUGUAAUUGUCAAAUAUUUCAAAGAAGAGAGCCUCUUGAAUCGCAGCAGCCCCUGGGAUUUAUUCAAUUCAAUUUAUUAUUUCGUUUUUGCAAGCGCUGAGCUCUUUUGGAAUAUAAUCUAGAAUACUAGUUAAUGAUUCAAUUCAGCCUCUUUAUAUAUAGAGGAUAUUAUACGCAUUCAGGCCCAUAUAAAAUACUACAACUCACCUAAUCUCUCACUUUUUGAUCAGAAAUUCAAAUGUGUUGAAUGGAAACAGAAUUGGGUUUAUUUCACGGAAGAACGACUGCAGAAUUUAAAUCAUUAGACUGCAGGAAAUUUACAUCGUUGUUGGCAAGCACCAAGCAUGCUGAAACGAUCAAUAAAUUCUCACAUUGUUUCAAUGUCCUAAACGGGUGUAGUUGAUAUGCAUGAAACACUUCUGUCCUCCCUGUUAUUUAAUUAGUAAAUUCAGCAACCACCCCCAAGUUAGAUAGACUUUAAUUUCAUUACGCAGUCACAUUGAUCUGAAGCAGAGAGGUCAUUCCAUCUCUGUAUUUAAUUUACCACAGUGUGUUGUUAGAACAGGCAACAGAUCAGAGAACAUACAUGUUAUGAACGUUACAUCACAAAUCCUAUACACAGUUUACACAGGAAGUUACAAGACAAUACGCCGUAAAACGUGUGUGCACCCAAAAAAAAUGUAAUCACAGAGUCCCUUCAUGCAAUCAGUGGUUGAUUUGAAAAGAGCAAAAGUAAAGGCACAUGUGUUUUACAUUCUGCUGCGGUGGAGGUCAAAUAAUGACAGUAGCACUUGAAACUUGUUGAUUUUGUCGAGUUAUCACUGCUGCAAAGAUAAAUCUGUCUGCAGGAAGGAGACACGUGUAUACAGAAUAGGUGACUUGACGGCUAUAAUGGCAACUAAAUAAUGGAAGUGAAAAUAAAAAUCAAUCUUGCUGAUUUUGCAUAAAAUCUCAAGAAGCAAUAGAAACGUAAGCAGAGGACACAAAGCAACACAGAGCCAACCACCACACAAUGAUUUUCUUUUCUUUUUUUACAGCUAUUAUACACUGCUAUCAGAAAUAAUUUAAUGAAUUAUAAUGCUGAGGUGCAUAUUUAUCCACUACAGGCUUUAAGAAAAUGAAUGCCCAGGGGAACAGGCUAAUGAAUGUAAUUCAUUCCACAGAAAGGAGCGCCACACCAUUAGUGGAAACAACCACAUCUGCAGUUACCAUUCCCAAACACAAUUUGAACUGGCACAGCUUGUAUUCAUAUCCAAUACAGCUACACUUUGUUCAACAUGCUUAACCGCUAUCUAGCUUUUUUUAAAGGUAAUUUUAAAAAAAGUAUCCUCAUUCAUUUGUUAAUUAAAGGAAAUGCUUAAGACCUCGUCUCUUCUUUCUCAGUUUUAUUGGCACAAUUUGUGAAUGUUUAAUUAGCUACUGAGAGAACUACAUUUGUAUAAACUGGUAUCUUUUGGCCAGGCUGUUUUUUUUUAUAAUAAUCUAACAGAUUAACGGCCUGGUUUUCCUGAAAUCUGCUGUUGAUAUUAAUUGUCCCCAGAGGAUAAGUCAGAAUGUUACAAGUGACCCUUUAUUUCGUGACAACAUGCUUAUAUUGAUGAAAUUGGCAGAUUGCCAUGGAUUUUACUGGGCAUCGGGCACUCUCAUGGAUUCUGAGGAGAUGAACCCU